AUGAUGAUGGAACCGGAUUUAAGCAAGAUGCAAGACUACGCUUCGUGGGGUUUUGGGACUUUCCAAAUGCCACCCACUUCAUCCACACAUCUUCAUCAGCAGUCGAUGCCGGAUGAUAUCUCCAACGGACCCGACAGCCCGGAUUCCACAGGCAAGGACGGAAAGAAGAAUGACGAUAGGUAAGAAUCCUUUUGACGGUAUUCAAGUACCCGAACUCUAUUGUUUCCAGGGUGAAAAGACCGAUGAAUGCCUUCAUGGUUUGGAGCAGAGGACAAAGGAGAAAGAUGGCUCAGGUAAGAAACUUUUCAAUCUGAUCUGAUCACUAUUUCCCACACUCGCCUACUGAAUAACUAAUGAGCACAGUUUACGUCAACGAUUCGUGACCUUCUGGGUUCACUUAUGUCUGAGAUCCUAAUAUAUGCACAUAUCUUGUCGCGCAGUACUUCUCAAUAGUAAUCCUUUCUGAGGUUCACUUCUUUAAUCCAGUCUGAAACGUUCUCACUUUUUCUUCUUCUUCUACUUUUUUUGAGAUCAUUGCUCAUUCGCGAGCUGAGAAAGACCUUCACUUCCUGGUCUUUCUUCUCUUAUUACAAACAUCAUGAUCGGUUCUGUUCAGGAGUUUCCAAAAAUGCACAACUCGGAAAUCAGUAAACGUCUGGGCACGGAUUGGAAAGGUCUCAGCGAACAGGAAAAACGUCCAUUCAUCGAUGAAGCGAAGCGACUACGCGCCAUUCAUAUGAAGGUUAGUGGUUUUAGAGAAGGGGCCGAAUCUGGGACGCUAUCAUCGGACGUCGUUGAAAUAGUGAUCAUCGUCUUCUUGUCUUCUUGCCUGUCGUCAUCCGACCGCCAACCAACGCUUUGUUUUUCUAGGAGCACCCGGAUUACAAAUACCGGCCAAGGAGGAAGACAAAGUCGAUCAACAAGAAGAACGGCGCGCCAAUUCCAUUCGGAAAUCUUGACACCAAAACGCCAGCGGUGAGAGCUUGGAAAUGUGUAAUAUUCAAUGAUGGCAUAAUUUAAUUUUCAGUACCCACAGAUUGCCACGAAUUGGAACGCGUCAAAUCAGUACAUCGAGCCGUUCCGUUACACUCAUUUCUAUCCCACCUCCAACGUGAUGGAUCACAUUCCAUCUUUCUUGGGCGCCAACCAAGCCCACACCAUUCCCACCGACAAUUCCUCUCCUUCUCAGUAUCAGCCAUCGCCGUUGAGCACUAACUUCACAACCGGCAACUAUCUGACUCCAAAAUCAGAGAGCUCUCCGGUCGGUAGUGACUCGACGGUGGCCACUCUUGACUCGAAUCAGUACAGGCCAUUCUAUGACCCGAAACCAGAUCCGAUGAUGUACUCGUACACUCUUGACUUGACACAUGCUCAAAACAUUCAAAACGCUCUUUCUCAAUCGCAUGUUACCUCGUAA
Molecule: messenger RNA, 1417 nt
Organism: Caenorhabditis sp. 36 PRJEB53466
Lineage: Eukaryota; Metazoa; Nematoda; Chromadorea; Rhabditida; Rhabditidae
Source: the annotation of a GenBank genome assembly